UCGCUUCCGCCCAGUGAGCCCGCCGGCUUCCCGGGAAGCGUUGUGUGGAGCCGGCGCGCGUCGCUGCGGUCUCUUCCCGCCUAGUUCGCUGGUCCCGGGAGGACCCUGCUCCCUUCCUCCCGCUGUGGCCAUGUUCGUCCCCUGCGGGGAGUCGGUCCCCGACCUCGCGGGCUUCACCCUCUUGAUGCCAGCAGUAUCUGUUGGAAAUGUUGGCCAGCUUGCAAUAGAUCUGAUUAUUUCCACACUGAAUAUGUCUAAGAUUGGUUACUUCUAUACCGAUUGUCUUGUGCCAAUGGUUGGGAAUAAUCCAUAUGCAACUGCCGAAGAAAAUUCAGCUGAACUCAGUACAAAUGCCGAAGUUUAUUUAUUGCCUUCACAGAAGCUAGUGGCUCUUCAGUUACGAUCCAUUUUUAUUAAGUAUAAAUCCAGGCCAUUUUGUGAAAAACUGCUUUCCUGGGUAAGAAGUGCCGACUGUGCCAGAGUUGUUGUUCUCUCGAGCAGUCAUUCAUAUCACCGCAAUGAUCUCCAGCUCCGAAGUACUCCUUUCCGAUACCUACUUACCCCUUCCAUGCAUCAAAGUGAUCAAGAUAAAAUAAAGAGCCUUAACUGGGAAGAAAUGGAAAAAAGUCAAUGCAUUCCUCAAAUAGGGGAUUCUCAGUUUUGUAUCCGUAUUCCUGGAGGAGGUAUCACAAAAUUACUCUAUGAUGAAAGCUGCUCUAAAGAAAUCCAAAUGGCAGUUCUGCUGAAAUUUGUUUCAGAAGGAGACAAUAUCCCAGAUGCAUUAGAGCUUGUCGAGUAUCUUAAUCAGUGGCUUCAGAUCAUCAAACCACAUAGUGAUGACCCCACAGCAUCUGCCUUGCCAUGGAAAAUACCAAGUUCUUGGAGAUUACUCUUUGGCAGUGGUCUUCCCCCUGCACUUUUUUGAUCAGUUUUCAGUUUUACACCUUAUGUUCCAAGCUACUAUUACCAGUACAACUGUUAAACAGUCUCUAUAAAACUUCAUAUUACCAGGGAAUGUGUUAGGAAAUAAGUAUUUACUUUUCACAGAAAAAGGGGUCACCGAAAGGGGGGUUUUGCUAUACUUUUCAUCAUAGACAACAAAUGUAAAUUUUGUACAAUAAAGUGUUUCUUAAUUUA
This is a messenger RNA of Choloepus didactylus (southern two-toed sloth), 1137 nucleotides long. RefSeq names its product proteasome assembly chaperone 2 (gene PSMG2). The record is from RefSeq and is a predicted model, not a curated record. Bases 131 to 925 code for a protein of 264 amino acids. Gene Ontology annotation, cellular component: nucleus; cytosol. Gene Ontology annotation, biological process: proteasome assembly. The transcript is spliced from 7 exons. Lineage: Eukaryota; Metazoa; Chordata; Mammalia; Pilosa; Megalonychidae.